This is a messenger RNA of Cyanidioschyzon merolae strain 10D, 1419 nucleotides long. Its product is annotated as methionyl aminopeptidase. Gene Ontology annotation, biological process: proteolysis. Lineage: Eukaryota; Rhodophyta; Bangiophyceae; Cyanidiales; Cyanidiaceae. Gene Ontology annotation, molecular function: metalloaminopeptidase activity. The record is from RefSeq and is a predicted model, not a curated record. The transcript has a single exon. Bases 1 to 1419 code for a protein of 472 amino acids.
AUGACACAGGAGUCGGUGGUCGAAGCGGAAGCCCGGCUCGAGGCCGGACUCGCCGUUUCCGACAAGGUAAUGAACUUCUCUCUCGGAAAGGCGACAGCUGUACCGUCGUCAAAACACGUCCAUACGGCUGCGGUCUCCGCACAGACUGUCGUCGACGACGACGACGAGGACGCCGACGACGUCACUGCUACGUCCACGUCUGAAAAGGGACCAAAGAAGCCUCAUAAAAGACGAGGAAAACGAGGUGGACGGCGAAAAGGUGCCAGUGAGAACGGCGGAGGCGACAGCACUGUUGCUUCGUCGCCAGUACCACAGCCGCUUCCGAAGGCGACUUGUAGCACAGAACUCUGUGGCAUCUCGCGGCUCUUUCCUGAGGGCGUCUACCCGGCUGGCGAGGUUCAGGACUAUGUCGGAGACCAAGCUUAUCGUACAACUCAAGCCGAAGUACGUGAACGGGAACGACUCUCGUUCGAUAUGAUUGGAAAAGCGCGAAAAGCAGCUGAGGUCCACCGGCGCGUGCGCACGUACAUCCGGCCUCGAAUUCAGCCCGGGAUACGACUGGUUGAUCUUUGUGAAGAGCUGGAAAACGCUACCCGGACACUCGUUGAGGAAGAUGGCUUGGAAGCGGGUAUAGCGUUUCCAACAGGUUGCUCGUUGAACCACGUGGCAGCGCAUUACACCCCGAACCGGGGCGACGACACCCGACUCCAGCACACAGACGUGAUGAAACUGGACUUUGGCGUGCAUGUGGACGGAAUCAUUAUGGACUGUGCCUUUACCAUUGCGUUUGACGAGCGCUACGAAAAGCUACUAGAAGCUGUGCGUGAAGCGACCAAUGCGGGUAUUCGAGCAGCAGGGAUCGAUGUGCGACUCAGCGAGAUGGGUUCCAUCAUUCAAGAGGUCAUGGAGAGCCACGAGAUCGAGCUGGACGGCAAAGUGAUGCCCAUCCGCUCGAUCCGUAACCUAAACGGACACAGUAUUGACCGGUACCGCAUCCACGCGGGUAAGACGGUGCCCAUUGUGAAGAGCAGUGUGCCGGGGAAAAUGGAGGAAGGCGAAUUGUAUGCCAUUGAGACGUUUGGUUCUACUGGGCGCGCAUACGUCACCGAGAGCGGAGAAUGCUCCCAUUACAUGAAAGUAUUCGAUGCGUCGCACGUGCCGCUGAGGAUGCCGCGUGCACGCCAGUUAUUGAGUACGAUCAACCGCCAUUUUGGAACGCUGGCUUUCUGUCGUCGCUAUCUGGAUCGACUCGGUGAGGAGCGAUACCUCAUGGCACUGAAGCACUUGUGUGAUGUGGGUAUCGUGCAGCCGUAUCCGCCAUUGUGCGAUGUGCCGGGUUCUUUGACAGCACAGUUCGAGCACACGAUUCUGCUGCGGCCGACUGGUAAGGAAGUGCUAACUCGCGGCGACGACUUUUGA